AUUUGACAAAAACCUGUGGCAUGGAUACUGAAUCAUGCUAGUUACACAAUAUGAUUUUAAUUUUUUUUCCAGUACCUGGUGGUACAUAGGAAAAGUUUUUGCGUGACCAGAUAACUAUGGUUGCUAUUUACCAAAUUUAUCAGAGGAAGAUCCUUUAUCCUUGGAGGCGAUCGUAAACGGUAUGAAACAGUGGAGUAGUACAACGUGUAUCACAUUUAAAGAAAGGACGGACGAGAAAGCCUUUAUUUACUUCUUCGUCGGAGGAAGCUGUUCUUCGGAAGUUGGUAGGACAGGAGAUAAGCAGUACGUUUCCCUCGCUCCGCAUUGCUGGACGGCUGGAGAGGUUGCACACGAAAUAGCUCAUGCACUGGGAUUUUAUCACGAGCAAUCACGACCUGAUCGUGACGAAUACGUCACCAUUAACUGGAACAACAUCGUUGAAGCCGAAAAGGUGAACUUUGCAAAGUAUGGGCCAUCGAGAAUAAAUACCCUUGGCGUCCCCUACGAUUACAGAAGUUUAAUGCAUCUCGACGAUAAAGCCUUCAGUAAAAAUGGCGAGCCCACGAUAGUACCCAAGCAAGCUGGGAUACAAAUUGGUCAACGGGAAAGUCCGAGUGCUUUGGAUAUCAAGCAAAUGAAUCUGCUGUAUAAAUGCAGUGGAGACUGUGUGGAUCGUAACCAAUACUGUCGACAGUGGGCCUCACAGGGUUACUGCUACUCUAAUCCUGAUUACAUGAUACCUAAUUGCAAAAGAAGCUGCGGAACCUGUUUUAGUCGAAAAAAAAUUCUUAUAUUGUACCUUGACUACGUAAGAAGUUGCUCUUAUGCCGGAUUUGACGUAAAUGAUGAACUGAAAUGA
Molecule: messenger RNA, 859 nt
Organism: Stylophora pistillata
Lineage: Eukaryota; Metazoa; Cnidaria; Anthozoa; Scleractinia; Pocilloporidae
Product: nematocyst expressed protein 6
Biological process (GO): proteolysis
Molecular function (GO): zinc ion binding; metalloendopeptidase activity
Source: RefSeq, a predicted model, not a curated record